Exophiala bonariae is the source of this 1722-nucleotide messenger RNA. RefSeq lists its product as uncharacterized. The coding region runs from base 1 to 1722 and encodes 573 amino acids. Gene Ontology annotation, molecular function: transmembrane transporter activity. The record is from RefSeq and is a predicted model, not a curated record. The transcript has 2 exons. Gene Ontology annotation, cellular component: plasma membrane. Gene Ontology annotation, biological process: transmembrane transport. NCBI's taxonomy places the organism in Eukaryota, Fungi, Ascomycota, Eurotiomycetes, Chaetothyriales, Herpotrichiellaceae.
AUGGAACGCGAAAAGCAACAUCACGGCGAACGCCUACCGGAAAGUGUCGAGCCCAGAUCUGGUCCAAACAUGAAUUCCUCGGAUCCGGCAGAAGUAACUGCAGUAGGGAAAUCCAUGGCACAACACAAUCUGGUGCGAUCUCCUCGGUUCUGGGCCGUCAUCAUCGCUCUUGGGUUCUCUGGCCUUCUUGCCGCACUAGAAGCCACCAUCACCUCCACCGCGCUGCCCUCAGUUGUUGCUGAUCUAGGAGCAGGCGAGCUUUAUUUCUGGGCCGUUAAUGGAUAUUUGUUGACCAUGACAUCUUUGCAACCCUUGUACGGACAAUUGGCCAAUCUUUUCGGGCGCCGAUAUCCCAUGAUCUUUUCUGUCGCGGCUUUUGUUCUUGGGAGUGGUAUAUGCGGCGGUGCGAAAAGCAUGGCCAUGUUGAUCGCUGGCCGCGUCAUCCAAGGGGUCGGUGCUGCGGGAAUCAAUGUCCUUAUCGAAGUUAUAAUCGCCGACCUUGUCCCUCUCAGGCAGAGGUCUGCCUACUUCGCUCUCAUUUUUGGUCUGGUGUCUCUUGGAUCCGGGCUUGGUCCCUUUUUUGGAGGCGUCAUCGUUAGCAACACCACCUGGCGAUGGGUUUUCUACUUGAACCUGCCGAUUGGGGGUAUAGCACUGCUGUUGCUAAUUUUGUACCUCCAAGUGAAAUGGAACAAAACGACAACAUUAGCUACGAAAAUGUCCCGCAUCGAUUGGUUCGGCAACGCUUUUUUUGUGGCAGCCAUCAGCUCGAUCCUGAUCGCCCUCUCGUGGGCGGGCGCGGUAUAUCCUUGGUCGUCGUACCAUGUUCUGGUGCCUUUGAUUGUCGGCUUGCUGGCUCUCGUGGCUUUUCUCAUCCUCCAAGGCUCAUCCCGCCUCGCCCCUAAUCCGACCAUUCCAUUGCACUUAUUCCGGCAUCGCACUUCGGCCACGGCGUUUGUGCUUACUUUCUUGCACAGCGUCAUCACCAUAUGGGUACUCUACUUCUUGCCAGUGUAUUUUCAGGGCGUUCGUGAUGCGUCACCUGUCAGGUCGGGGGUUCAGCUAUUACCCACGAUUCUGACUCUCAUCCCCUUUGGGGCCUUGGGAGGGGUUGUCUUGACGAAAUUUGGCCGCUACAAACCACUGCAUUUCGUGGGCUUUGCUUUCAUGGCCAUAGGAAUGGGUCUACUGGUCCUUGUUGACGAGAACUCGAGCACCGGCGCCUGGGUCGGCUACCAGAUAAUCCAAUCUGUUGGUGGAGGUAUCGUCAUUGCGACCCUGUUGCCAGCAGUGAUGGCGCCGCUGGCUGAAUCAGAUGUCGCCCAGGCAACCGGGACGUGGGCUUUCAUGCGCAGCUUCGGCUUGACCUGGGGCACAGCAAUACCGGCCGCUAUACUCAACCACCACUUCGAUGUCUUGGCCGUGGAUCACAUAGCAGAUGACGCGCUAGUAGCGCAGUUGAAAGGUGGUCGCGCUUAUGAGCACGCUACAGCAGCCUUUCGAGCCACCCUGACACGAGAGGAUCGCGACCAAUUUGCCUGGGUUUUGAACGAAAGUUUGCGGCUUGCAUGGCAGGUUGGCAUUGCGUUCGCGGCCUUGGGCUUCUUCGUGGUAGCUUUCGAAGAGGAAGUGCCGCUACGCAAGGAGCUCGAGACCGAAUUUGGUAUGAACAACAGUAAGAACGAGAGUUCUGCCACCGAGCAUCCGAAGAGUUCUCAUUGA